CGGGAAUAUCAUGGGAGCCACCAGUUAGUAGCAGAGUAUGCCACAACUUCUAGCAUCAGGAAAGACCUCUCCUAGCUUCCUACUGGAUAUCUUUAUUAGCAUUUUUAUAGAUUCUGUGAAAAAGAAGAAAUAAAACGAAAUCACCCACAUUUUCAAAAUGUUUUUCAAAAUGAAAAAUGAGAUAGACAAUGACCCUGAAUCAGAAAAAUGCAUCAAGGAUUCCACCAUCAUGAGAAGAGAGCCCCAAAAUGUCCUUAGUCCUUUGAUGCUCCCUAACCUUGAGAUCCCAUUCUCAGUAAAGGAUAUCAUCUCUAGGAUUGAGCGCGCACAGCUCCAUCGAGCCAGAGAGGACAUUGAUAUGCAGCUGAGUGAAAUAAUGAACAAUGUGCAUCGGAUAAUGACUCGCUAUACUCUUGUUUUUAACUCAUCCUCUGAAAGGAAUGUCUCCCUUACAGAACAUAAGAAAAAACAGAGAACCAAUUUUCUUGAGAAAAUGGCUACUUACGCUAAGACUAUUGAAAUAAGAGAAAAGACUCUUGCCAACAUUCUGGCCUGGUUGGAAGAAUGGAAUGAUGUUUUGUCUGAGAUGACUCUAAUGGAUGUUGAUGAACACCACCACUGGAUAGCACAAAUGGAGUUGUUACCGGACACGUUAAAAGCUAUUGAGAACAAUGUCAAGAUACUAAGCAGAUUUAGUACAUCUUUCCUCGACGAAAAGAAGAAACAAAAGAAAAAAAUACUAUCUAGAGGUACUCUAUGGAAAUCUUGGAAAGAAAGAGUUAUAAAACGACCUUCAACAGCCCGUGCUUUAAGACCAGAUCAGAUGAUUAGUGAUCAACUUGCCACAAAUACAAAGGUUUCAGAAAUCCAAGGUAUGCUACAGGAACUCAUAGGCACCACAAUGUUCAGUACAUUGGAAAACAAUGCUAUUAAAUAUAUAUCAUCAACAAUAGUAAACCUUUCUAAAGCUUUGAGUAUGCUAAAUGAUGAAUUAAAAUGUGUUAACUUCCAAAGUUCCACUGUGUAUGCACAUGAGACAAGUGAAGCAGAAGAGGAGCUCUCUCUGAAGAUAAUACGAGACCUCAGUAACGAAAAUGAAAUGCUUCAGCAGAAACUUCAAGAUGCAGAAGAAAAAUGUGAGCAACUUAUUCGAUCCAAAAUUGUUAUAGAACAACUAUAUGCAAAAUUGUCCACAUCAUCAACCUUGAAAGUGUUACCUGGACCUUCUCCACAGUCAUCCAGGGCGAUUAUCAAAGCUGGUGAUACUGAGGACAAUAUGGACAAUAUUUUAGACAAGGAACUUGAAAAUAUUGUAGAUGAAGUCCAAAGAAAAGAGACCAAGGACUCUGGGAUAAAAUGGGACUCCACUAUUUCAUAUACAGCCCAAGCUGAAAGAACUCCAGAUUUAACUGAACUACGACAGCAACCUGUUGCUUCUGAAGAUAUUUCUGAAGACAGCACUAAAGAUAACGUAUCAUUGAAGAAAGGUGAUGUCUAUCAGGAAGAUGAGACUGAUGAGUAUCAAUCAUGGAAAAGAAGGCACACAAAAGGCACAUAUGUAUAUGAGACCUCUGGACCAAAUCUGAGUGAUAAUAAAAGUGGACAGAAAGUCUCAGAGGCCAAACCUAGUCAAUACUAUGAGCUACAAGUACUGAAAAAGAAAAGAAAAGAAAUGAAAUCCUUUUCUGAAGAUAAAUCAAAGUCACCCACUGAAGCAAAAAGAAAACAUCUAUCUUUAACUGAAACAAAGAGCCAAGGUGGCAAAAGUGGAACAAGUAUGAUGAUGUUGGAGCAAUUUAGGAAGGUCAAACGUGAAUCUCCAUUUGACAAACGUCCAACUGCAGCAGAGAUUAAAGUGGAACCCACCACUGAGUCAUUGGACAAAGAGGGCAAAGGUGAAAUUAGAAGCCUAGUGGAGCCACUCAGUAUGAUCCAAUUUGAUGAUACCGCUGAGCCACAGAAAGGAAAAAUAAAAGGAAAGAAACACCAUAUCUCUUCAGGAACUAUCACAAGCAAAGAAGAAAAAACUGAAGAGAAGGAAGAGUUGACCAAACAAGUCAAGUCUCAUCAACUCGUUAAAUCACUCUCAAGAGUGGCUAAAGGGACUUCAGAAUCUACCAGAGUUCUAGAAAGUCCAGAUGGCAAAAGUGAACAGAGUAACCUCGAAGAAUUUCAGGAAGCCAUAAUGGCUUUCCUAAAACAGAAAAUUGAUAACAUAGGAAAGGCUUUUGACAAAAAGACUGUUCCGAAGGAAGAGGAGUUAUUAAAAAGAGCAGAAGCUGAAAAAUUAGGAAUCAUAAAGGCAAAAAUGGAGGAAUAUUUCCAAAAAGUGGCUGAAACUGUGACUAAAAUCUUGAGAAAAUACAAAGAUACAAAAAAGGAAGAACAAGUUGGAGAGAAACCUAUAAAACAAAAAAAGGUAGUCUCAUUUAUGCCAGGAUUGCAUUUUCAGAAGUCACCAAUUAGUGCAAAAUCUGAAAGCAGUACCCUCCUCUCAUAUGAGAGCACAGAUCCAGUAAUUAACAAUUUAAUACAAAUGAUCUUGGCUGAAAUAGAAAGUGAAAGAGAUAUUCCAACAGUCUCAACAGUACAGAAAGACCACAAGGAGAAGGAAAAACAAAGGCAGGAGCAAUAUUUGCAAGAGGGUCAAGAACAAAUGUCUGGCAUGAGUCUCAAACAGCAGUUGCUGGAAGAAAGAAAUCUCUUGAAGGAGCACUACGAGAAGAUAAGUGAGAAUUGGGAAGAAAAAAAGGCAUGGCUCCAGAUGAAGGAGGGAAAGCAAGAACAACAGAGCCAGAAACAGUGGCAGGAAGAAGAGAUGUGGAAGGAAGAGCAAAAACAGGGAACUCCAAAGCACGCUGAGCAAGAGGAGAAGCAAAAGCAAAGAGGACAGGAGGAAGAAGAGCUUCCAAAGUCAAGCCUGCAGCGGCUGGAAGAAGGGACCCAAAAAAUGAAAACACAAGGGUUGCUCUUGGAAAAGGAGAAUGGACAGAUGAGGCAGAUUCAGAAGGAAGCGAAACAUCUGGGGCCACACAGGAGAAGGGAGAAAGGGAAGGAAAAGCAGAAGCCAGAGAGAGGGCUAGAGGACCUCGAAAGGCAGAUCAAAACAAAGGAUCAGAUGCAGAUGAAGGAAACACAACCUAAAGAGCUAGAAAAAAUGGUCAUCCAAACUCCAAUGACAUUAUCUCCCAGGUGGAAGAGUGUAUUGAAAGAUGUACAGCGGUCAUAUGAAGGAAAAGAGUUUCAGAGGAAUCUGAAGACAUUAGAGAACCUUCCUGAUGAAAAGGAGCCCAUAUCAAUCACACCUCCCCUCUCCCUACAAUACUCCCCGCCUGGAGCUCUUCCUAUUUCUGGCCAGCCUCUCACUAAAUGCAUUCAUCUCACACCUCAGCAGGCCCAGGAAGUGGGGAUCACACUCACUCCUCAGCAGGCCCAGGCUCAGGGGAUCACGCUCACCCUUCAGCAGGCCCAGGAACUAGGGAUCCCUCUCACCCCUCAGCAGGCCCAGGCCCUGGAGAUCCCUUUCACCCCUCAGCAGGCGCAGGCCCUGGGGAUCCCUCUCACCCCUCAACAGACCCAGGUUCAAGGGAUCACUCUCACCCCUCAGCAGGACCAGGCCCCGGGGAUCUCUCUCACCACUCAGAAGACUCAGAAACUAGGGAUCCCUCUCACCCCUCAGCAGGCCCAGGAAUUGGGGAUCCCUCUUACCCCUCAGCAGGCCCAGGCCCUGGGGAUCCCUCUCACCCCUCAGCAGGCUCAGGCCCUGGGGGUCUCUCUCACCCCUCAGCAGGCUCAGGAACUGGGGAUCCCUCUCACCCCUCAGCAGGCCCAGGCCCUGGGGAUCACUCUCACCCCUCAGCAGGCUCAGGAAUUGGGGAUCCCUCUCACCCCUCAGCAGGCCCAGGCCCUGGGGAUCACUCUCACCCCUCAGCAGGCUCAGGACUUGGGGAUCCCUCUCACCCCUCAGCAGACCCAGGCCCUGGGGGUCUCUCUCACCCCUCAGCAGGCUCAGGACUUGGGGAUCCCUCUCACCCCUCAGCAGGCCCAGGCCCUGGGGAUCCCUCUGAUCCCUCCGCAGGCUCAGGAAUUGGGAAUCCCUCUCACCCCUCAGCAGGCCCAGGCCCUGGGGAUCACUCUCACCCUUCAGCAGGCCCAGGAAUUGGGGAUCCCUCUCACCCCUCAGCAGGCACAGGCUCUCGGAAUCACUCUCACCCCUAAGCAGGUUCAGGAACUGGGGAUCCCUCUCAACCCUCAGCAGGCCCAGGCCCUGGGGAUCCCUCUCACCCCUAAGCAGGCACAGGCUCUGGGGAUCCCUUUCACCCCUCAGCAGGCGCAGGCCCUGGGGAUCCCUCUCACCCCUCAGCAGGCGCAGACUCAGGAGAUCAUUCUCACCCCUCAGCAGGCCCAGGCCUUGGGGAUGCCUCUCACCACUCAGCAGGCUCAGGAACUGGGGAUCCCUCUCACCCCUCAGCAGGCUCAGGCCUUGGGGAUGCCUCUCACCCCUCAGCAGGCGCAGGCUCUCGGGAUCACUCUCACCCCUAAGCAGGCUCAGGAAUUGGGGAUCCCUCUCACCCCUCAGCAGGCCCAGGCCCUGGGGAUCCCUCUCACCCCUCAGCAGGCCCAGGCCCUGGGGAUCACUCUCACUCCUCAGCAGGCCCAGGAACUGGGGAUCCAUCUCACCCCUCAGCAGGCACAGGCUCAGGAGAUCACUCUCACCCCUCAGCAGGCCCAGGCCCUGGGGAUGCCUCUCACCGCUCAGCAGGCUCAGGAGCUGGGGAUCACUCUCACCCCUCAGCAGGCUCAGGAAUUGGGGAUCCCUCUCACCCCUCAGCAGGCCCAGGCCCUGGGGAUCCCUCUCAUCCCUCUGCAGGCUCAGGAAUUGGGGAUCCCUCUCACCCCUCAGCAGGCCCAGGCCCUGGGGAUCCCUCUGAUCCCUCUGCAGGCUCAGGAAUUGGGGAUCCCUCUCACCCCUCAGCAGGUCCAGGCCCUGGGGAUCCCUCUGAUCCCUCUGCAGGCUCAGGAAUUGAAGAUCCCUCUCACCCCUCAGCAGGCCCAGGCCCUGGAGAUCCCUCUCAUCCCUCAGCAGGCUCAGGAAUUGGGGAUCCCUCUCACCCCUCAGCAGGUGCAGGCUCAGGGGAGCCCUCUCACCCCUCAGAAGGCGCAGGCCCUGGGGAUCCCUCUCACCCCUCAGCAGGCCCAGGCCCUGGGGAUCCCUCUCACCCCUCAGCAGGCGCAGGAACUGGGGAUCCCUCUCACCCCUCAGCAGGUGCAGGAACUGGGGAUCCCUCUCACCCCUCAGCAGGCGCAGGAACUGGGGAUCCCUCUCACCCCUCAGCAGGCGCAGGAACUGGGGAUCCCUCUCACCCCUCAGCAGGCGCAGGAACUGGGGGUCCCUCUCAUCCCUCAGCAGGCGCAGGCCCUGGGGGUCCCUCUCACCCCUCAGCAGGCCCAGGCCCUGGGGGUCCCUCUCACCCCUCAGCAGGCGCAGGAACUGGGGAUCCCUCUCACCCCUCAGCAGGCGCAGGCCCUGGGGGUCCCUCUCACCCCUCAGCAGGUGCAGGCCCUGGGGAUCCCUCUCACCCCUCAGCAGGCGCAGGCCCUGGGGAUCCCUCUCACCCCUCAGCAGGUGCACGAACUGGGGCUCCCUCUCACCCCUCAGCAGGCGCAGGAACUGGGGAUCCCUCUCACCCCUCAGCAGGCCCAGGCCCUGGGGAUCCCUCUCACCCCUCAGCAGGCCCAGGCCCUGGGGAUCCCUCUCACCCCUCAGCAGGCCCAGGCCCUGGGGAUCCCUCUCACCCCUCAGCAGGCCCUGGCUCAGGGGAUCCCUCUCACCCCUCAGCAGGCCCAGGCCCUGGGAAUCCCUCUCACCCCUCAGCAGGCGCAGGCUCAGGGGAUCACUCUCACCCCUCAGCAGGCCCAGGCACUGGGAGUCCCCAUCACCCCAGUAAAUGCCUGGGUGUCAGCUGUCACUCUUACCUCUGAGCAAACCCAGGCUUUGGAGUCCCCUAUGAACUUAGAACAGGCUCAAGAACAGUUAUUGAAGUUAGGGGUUCCUCUCACCUUAGAUAAAGCCCAUACCUUGGGAUCGCCCCUCACCCUUAAGCAAGUCCAGUGGUCCCAUAGACCAUUUCAGAAAUCGAAGGCUUCCCUCCCCACUGGGCAAUCCAUCAUAUCAAGAUUGUUUCCAAGCCUUAGGCUGUCCCUGGCAUCAUCAGCUCCUACUGCUGAGAAGUCCUCUAUAUUCGGGGUCUCUUCUACUCCUUUGCAGAUAUCAAGGGUUCCCCUCAACCAAGGCCCCUUUGCCCCUGGGAAGCCCCUAGAAAUGGGGAUUCUUUCUGAGCCUGGGAAGCUUGGGGCACCACAGACUCUUCGUUCCUCUGGACAGACCCUGGUAUACGGAGGUCAAUCCACUUCUGCGCAGUUCCCGGCACCACAGGCCCCUCCCACCCCUGGGCAGCUCCCAAUAUCUCGGGCCCCUCCCACUCCAGGGCAGCCCUUUAUAGCUGGAGUUCCACCCACUUCUGGACAGAUUCCAAGUCUCUGGGCUCCUCUUUCUCCUGGGCAGCCCUUAGUUCCUGAAGCCUCUUCCAUCCCUGGGGACCUCCUGGAAUCUGGACCCUUAACCUUCUCUGAGCAGCUCCAGGAAUUCCAGCCUCCUGCCACUGCUGAGCAAUCUCCCUAUCUGCAGGCUCCUUCUUCCCCUGGGCAGCAUCUGGCAACAUGGACCCUUCCUGGGCGAGCUUCUUCAUUAUGGAUCCCUCCCACCUCUAGACGUCCUCCCACACCCUGGCCGUCCCCAGCCCCUGGAAAGCCCCAGAAAAGUUGGUCCCCUUCUGUUGCUAAGAAAAGAUUGGCAAUUAUUUCUUCUCUGAAAUCUAAAUCAGUAUUGAUCCAUCCUAGUGCUCCAGAUUUCAAGGUAGCUCAAGUUCCUUUCACCACUAAGAAGUUCCAAAUGUCGGAGGUCUCUGACACUUCCGAAGAAACCCAGAUACUUCAAGACACUUUUGCUAUAGAAUCCUUUAGAACAUUUCAGUCCCAUUUCACCAAAUAUAGGACACCAGUAUACCAAACCCCUUACACUGAUGAAAGGGCCCUUCUCACUCUCAUGAAGCCAACAUCACCAUCUUCUCUCACUACUCUACUCAAAACAUCACAGAUUUCACCUUUGGAAUGGUACCAGAAAUCCCGAUUCCCUCCUAUAGACAAGCCCUGGAUACUGAGUUCAGUUUCAGGUAUCAAGAAACCCAAAGUAAUGGUGCCCCCUUCCUCUCCUCAAGAACUUGAAGAAAAGAGGUAUUUUGUUGAUGUGGAGGCUCAGAAGAAGAACCUGAUACUAUUAAAUCAGGCUAUAAAAACUUGUGGACUCCCUUCACAGCUACACACAAUGGCUAGGACUCUCAUAACUGAGAUACUUCAUAUGGACACGGUUCAGUUGGGAUACUUAUUCCACAAGUACAUUGCCUAUAGGCUGAUCCAGUAUGCCAGGAACAACAUAAUGAAACGACUAAAAGCCAUCCAAAAUACUGGGAAAGGCUAUGAGGCCAGGAACCUCCACAUGAUGCUGAGCAGACUUGAUGACUACGGGAAAAAGGUGAUGCAGGUCUGGACUGAGAAGCAGAAGUCUCUAGGGCAGAAACGGAAUCAGUGCCUGAAGAAAAUGAUACACGUAUUCAACCAGCUCAAAAAGAUAUAUGAAUUGAAUCUUAGUCAACCUAUCCCCUUAAUCAUCGAAGAAAAGCAGAUACCUGCCUCUACCACAUUUGUUCAAAAGCCAUUCUUAAAAUUACUAAUGGAAGAGGACAGAACCUCUGACAUAUUCAAGAAAUUUAGGCAACAAGAAGACCAGACAGAGGCCAUCUGGAAUGUUGAUCUGUCCACUUCAAGCUACCCAAUAGCAGAGAAGACAUCUAUGCAUUCACUCUGGGCCCAGCUGGGUGGGUACCCAGACAUUCCCAGGCUGCUUCAGUUAGAAGUGCAGUCUACCUUCCGAAAAUCUCUUGCAUCCCUCCAGUCACGGGUUAAGAAGAUUCCCAAAUGA
Molecule: messenger RNA, 8038 nt
Organism: Gorilla gorilla gorilla (western lowland gorilla)
Lineage: Eukaryota; Metazoa; Chordata; Mammalia; Primates; Hominidae
Gene: FAM186A
Product: family with sequence similarity 186 member A
Exons: 9
Coding region: 158-8038 (2626 amino acids)
Source: RefSeq, a predicted model, not a curated record